GGGAGUGGUGGGGAGCUUGUUGUUGCUUGCUGUUUGUCGGAAAAGUUCAAAAGUAUAAGACUGGCAAGAACAGCGCCUCAACAGAACAAUCUCUCAUUGUCAUGUUCAUUUGCCAAGCUAACCAUGUCAACAGCAACCUUGUAACGAUCAAAAAGCCACUCGGCCGCAAUCAUAGGCGAUGCAGCGGUAAGGGCUGCGGCCUGCAAGUCCGUAUGACGCACACCUGCAUCUUCUCGUCUGUGCAUGACCUUCAUUUCUCCACCUUCCUGAUUGAUCAUUUUCCAUGUCUCCAGCUCCUUCUGCUGCACCGCUGCAGCGUGACCUGCAAAAUACCAGCAUGCAUAGAGUACUGGUCAGAACAUCUCCGUGUCUGCCUUCUGACCGAGUACAUGAGUUGCAUCUUAGAGCACGCCUUCUGCCCGGAUUACAGUGUAAACGCCUACGUGGAUAUACUCGUCAAACGUCCGUCAUGUGGUUGGGGUGAUCAUUACUCUAUUGAAAUGUCUUGCUAUCUAAAUUCGUUUAUCCUUGACCCAAACACCUGCUUCUAGUCCUCACACUCCCACUCGUCGCCAUCGUCUUCGCCAGGGGUGCCAUUGUACAUUGCAGCAAUUCCCAGUGACGCCUUGCCUCCAACUUCCGAGAACACGACAAACUGUGACUUCAAGAAAAUGUC
Messenger RNA from Aureobasidium pullulans EXF-150, 676 nucleotides. RefSeq lists its product as uncharacterized. The coding region runs from base 102 to 551 and encodes 149 amino acids. The transcript has a single exon. Lineage: Eukaryota; Fungi; Ascomycota; Dothideomycetes; Dothideales; Saccotheciaceae. The record is from RefSeq and is a predicted model, not a curated record.